Molecule: messenger RNA, 555 nt
Organism: Aspergillus nidulans FGSC A4
Lineage: Eukaryota; Fungi; Ascomycota; Eurotiomycetes; Eurotiales; Aspergillaceae
Exons: 3
Coding region: 1-555 (184 amino acids)
Source: RefSeq, a predicted model, not a curated record
AUGCCUCCUCCAGAAAUGUCUCAAGUAUACCUUCUAAAAGAGCUAAGUUCGUAUGAGCCCCAGGAGUCAGAUACCCUUCAACUUGCCUUCCAAGUACAGGGAAUAAACCCGGUCUAUCUUCCUGACUCGUACGACAGGCCACAGUCAACCAACGAUAUCCUACAGCACUUUGAAGGGAAAAAUAGCAAGGGAAUCUUUGUUAUUAUUACCAGAACUGUCUCUGAACCCUCUGCUGCACCUGAUACAGAACCAAAGGCAAAACAGACAAAAAGAACAACCAAGCGUCAAUCUUCCGUACGAGUAUCUAAGGUCAAACAGGAGCCUGAGAUCAAGCAAGAACCUGAGGUGAAGCGGGAGCUUGAACAGGAUAUAACUAUACAAGAUAACAAUCUUGAAGUUGUUCCUGGGCCUGCUAUACAGAAGAAAUGCUUAUUUUUAAUUGCAUUAAAGGAGAAGGAGCCAGAGAGAGAUAUUCAAGAGAAGGAUCUAGAGCAGGAACUAUUAGAGUUACUAUAUACAGAGGCAUUUGCUGGCCCUUCCUGGGCGGGAUGUUGA